Physella acuta is the source of this 1626-nucleotide messenger RNA. Its product is annotated as protein quiver-like. Gene Ontology annotation, biological process: regulation of synaptic transmission, cholinergic; sleep; positive regulation of voltage-gated potassium channel activity. NCBI's taxonomy places the organism in Eukaryota, Metazoa, Mollusca, Gastropoda, Physidae. The record is from RefSeq and is a predicted model, not a curated record.
ACACACCUGUAACACACGCGGUUGUGUGUCCGCGUGUAGUUCUGGAAUCUCAGUAGAUCAGAAACAGGGGAGGGAACCGGUACGUUCAAACCAUCACGCUCUUCCGUCACGCUGACCCGCCCCUAGCUAGCUGGGAACUAGCUCUAUCCAGUGGAUAUUGGUUAAACUUAGCCGGGACCUAGCUCUAUCCAGUGGAUAUUGGUUCAACACCCGCUCCAUCCAGUGGAUAUUGAUUCAACAGCCGCUCCAUCCAGUGGAUAUUGGUUCAACAGCCGCUCCAUCCAGUGGAUAUUAAUUCAACACCCGCACAUUAGUCCUGGAUUACACGACGUGCUCUGUGAUGUGACUCAGUGACCCGUGACGGAGUGCGGGAGUGCAGCAUGCGGUGAUGGAGUGCAGGCAUGGCCGAUAGGGGUGCAGGGCCGAUCAAAUGGAGGGCGCCAUGUUCCCGUUGGUUCUGUUGUUCCUGCUGUUCGCGGGACAAGGGGCGACAAUCGACGAUUACUCUAAUCCAAUCAAUUGUUACAUAUGUAACGGCACAGCCGAGAACAGUACAUGCUCAGAUCCACUAGACGUCAACCACUCAGGUGUGAUGAUCAAAGAGUGUAUCAAAGGCAUCUGUCUCAAAUGGACCAAGUACAAAGGAGGUGUUCUGCAGAUGAUUCGCCAGUGCAGCGCUGACCUCGACUUCCACCUGACGAUGAUUGACGGCGUCUGCCGUACAGAGAGAAACGGCAACGGCUACCUCUGUAUGUGCGGCAAGCAUCGCUGCAACUCUGUAUCGGGACGCUCGGGCGGUAUCGAUUACCGAACCCCUUUCACUAUAAUACUCCUGUUGGCGUCUCUCAUUCUGUUACUCAAAUUGACAACGUAAUACUCAACGAUUCCAUGAUAAAGACGACUUCAUGUUGUUUAAAAAUCGCAAUGAGCCGAUACUCAAAUAAGUGCAAAUUUAAACCGGAAAUUUUAAAAAUUGAAGUUACUGGUGGCGGCUGUGAGUGGUAAAUGUAUAAUUUUUUUUACCGGGACAAUCUACGAUUUCAACCUAACGGCUGUAUAAAGAACUCUAUUCAACCUUACGGCUGUAUAACAGUUCAGGUAUUAACAGCCUCGAACACAACGCUGGAAAAAAAAAAUAUUUUGGAAAUUGUUUUCCAAAAAUGCAAAUUUGCAAAAAUGACAGGAAUUUUUAGUAUUGAAAUGUAAUGUUAAAUUAUAUGGUGUUGAAUUUAUUAAUUAAUGUAAUAUUUUAAUGGAUUUAUUAACUUUUAUAGAAGUUUUAUGUAACAUGUCCUACAUUAGUAAUACAUCUAAGAAGAUGUAACUAACUUUUUUUUAAUGUCACUGUUAGAUUGAUAACUAAUUCACAUUUUUCCGAGUUGACUAAUUCACAUUUUUGCUAAGUUCUGAGUUUCAGUGAAUUUAAAAAAUUAAAAAAAUAGCAACGGCUAAUGUAGCAGUGAUGAGUAGUCCAUGUUGAGUCUUCUUCACUUGAUGAUUCUAUCGACUGGCAUUCAGCUGACCAAUGGCAACACUAACGAUUAACAAAAUGAUCCGACACUGUCUGAAUCGUCAUACUGUGUGUGUCCAGUUGAGGUUGCGAUAUUUUGGACUGACCCCCUCUUC